UUGCGACGAGCAUAUUCUGAUUUGCAACGAGCAUAUUUAUAUUCUGACUCCAUGGCGAGAAGGAUUAUACGUGGUUGCAACCUGAAUACGGUAAUUGUCACUAUGUGUUUAUGCAUACUAUUUUUCAGUUCUGUUUAUUUGAUUUUCUUUUUUUUUUCCUGUGUUGUAGACCCUUUGUUGGAACCAACUGUCUUCACAAUUGAGUUUCUGCACGGUGGUUUAAUGUUGCAUAUUCCUGUGAAAGAUUACCGAGGUGGGUAUUUGGAUUAUUUUGAUGGGGUGGAUGGGGAGAUGUUUGGGUUGUUUGAGUUAAAGGAUUUUAUAGAGCAACUAGGUUAUAACAGUGAUCAUGUGAAUGCCUGGCAUGUGCAUGGAAUUAGUUUACAAGAUGGUAGUCAUAUUAUUGAUAGUGAUCAAUUGGCAUAUAAGGUCAUGAACCUUAUUCCUGAAAACAGAAUAGUGAGAAUUGUUUUAGAACAUGUACAUCAUGGUGAUAACUACUCUAAUCUUGAGGUUGAAAGUGAUCCUGUCAUUGACCUCUCAUUUCUGGGUAGCCUGAACUCUAAUGUUGAACAACCUGAACAUCCUGAACAAUCUGAACAGCAUGAACAUCAUGCACAAUCUGAACAACAUGAACAUCAUGCACAAUCUGUACAAUCUGAACAACAUGAACAAAAUGAAGAGUGUGCUUCUGUUGAUGAUAGUGAUUCAGAAUGUGAGGAGUUCAAUAAUAGUGACUAUGAUAUGGAUGAGGAUGAUAUUUUGUUUGACAGAAAUGUUGACAAAGAUGCAGAAUUUGUUGGGGUGAAUGAAAAAAAUAAUGGUAAAUCAAUUGAAAAUGAGUUUUUGUCUGAGGGUAUAUUUGAGGAAGAGCAUGAUCUUGAGUUAGGGGAUAGUGAUUCAUUUGAAAGUGUUAGAGGGUCUGAUGAGGAGGAUAAAGUUGUGAAAUUCCCUAAAUAUAAUCCUAAAACUGACAAAAACCUUGAGUUGACUUUAGGGAUGAUUUUUAGUACAAAAUCAGAGGCUAAGGAUGUUAUUCAGGGUUUCUGCUAUAGAAGAGGGAUGGUGAUUCGUUUUGAUAGGAAUGACAAAAGAAGAUUGAGAGCUAGGUGA
Striga asiatica is the source of this 1113-nucleotide messenger RNA. NCBI's taxonomy places the organism in Eukaryota, Viridiplantae, Streptophyta, Magnoliopsida, Lamiales, Orobanchaceae. The record is from the annotation of a GenBank genome assembly.